GCGGCGGCGUACCGGAGGCCGCGGCAGCAUCUCGGCUGCUAAGGCGGUUCCGCGUGGUGGGUGGCAGCCUGAGGGCCGGACUAAGAACCGGCAGACAAGCGGGCGCCGCCUCUUGGCGCCCCGCGGCCGGGGCUCGGCCGUACGGCGGCGGAGGCGCCGGGGGAUGAAGCUCGUGCUGGGCCGGGCCUUUCCCUCCUCAAGUUAGGGCGGCGGCGAGCCCGCGCCCCUGGCUCUCCGACGGCCAUGGCGCUGAGGGAGCUCAAAGUGUGUCUGCUGGGGGAUACUGGUGUAGGUAAAUCAAGCAUCGUCUGGCGGUUCGUAGAAGACAGUUUUGAUCCGAACAUCAACCCAACCAUAGGGGCAUCUUUUAUGACCAAGACUGUCCAGUACCAAAAUGAGCUACAUAAAUUCCUAAUCUGGGAUACAGCUGGACAAGAACGAUUUCGUGCCUUGGCACCAAUGUACUAUCGAGGGUCGGCUGCAGCUAUUAUCGUUUAUGAUAUCACAAAAGAAGAGACGUUUUCAACAUUAAAGAACUGGGUGAAAGAGCUUCGCCAGCAUGGCCCACCUAAUAUUGUAGUUGCCAUUGCGGGAAAUAAGUGUGAUCUUAUCGAUGUCAGAGAAGUCAUGGAGAGAGAGGCUAAGGACUACGCUGACUCCAUUCAUGCAAUUUUUGUAGAGACCAGCGCGAAAAAUGCAAUAAACAUAAAUGAACUCUUUAUAGAAAUUAGCCGAAGAAUUCCAUCCUCAGACACCAACCCGCCAUCUUGUGGUAAGGGCUUCAAACUCCGAAGACAGCCAUCGGAGCCAAAGCGAAGCUGCUGCUGACAGGCCUCAGCCUCUCGACCCAGUGAUGAAGUAGGUGGUCUUGAAAGCUAGCAGGAGGAGCUGAAGGCCCUGCCGCUAGUGUCUGCCUCACACUCUUGAGUCGUCUUUAUGCAAAAGGACUCAAAGAAAUUGACCCGUUCUGCUCUCACUUUGAAGACCACAGCUGUGGUAUUGCAGUACUGACAUACUGCUAGUGUGUCAAGACCUUCUGGUGUACAAAGGGAUGACAUCAUUCAUUGGCUUUUGACCUUGCAGAAAGGAACAUCUAAUUGUAUGGAUGGUAGGAUUAAAUUGCUGAGUAGUUUUAUAAUCAGGAUUUCAUGUAACAUAAAGGGUAAAUUAGCACUUUCAUUGUUCUUGAGGGGAAAAUGUCUUUGUGGAGAUUAUAAUUUCCUUGGUUUCCCGUUAUCACUAUUAGAGGGAGUUGUGUCAUUUAAAAUGUGGUAGGAUAGCACAAGUGGAGAGGUGGUGGCUAUUAUCGAAGCUGCAAUGUGUUAUUUGUAGGAUGGAUGGGGAGGAUCUAUCGCUGCCAUCUCUACGACAUGUUGGUUAAGUGUGUUAACCUAGGAUGCACACAGGAAGUCAGCAGCCUAAGUAGGGGUUGCCUAGCUCACCUUGGGUUUGCUUCUGACCCUGUCUUGUACGUAUCAUCAAACACAUUAUUGGCACCUUUUUAAAUAAGCUCUCAUGACCAAAAUGAUGGUGGUACAGAAGCUGCCUGGAAUAAAUUAAACUGCCUCUGUUCUAGAAUGACCAGCAGUGGUUUCAGAAGGAAGGAGAGAAAGAAAGUAGUAUAAAUGCUGUUAUUUUCUUUAUUUAACCCAAGUGUUUUGGUGGGGAAAACAAGUAUCUGUUGCUUAGCACAUGUAAAGUUACAGUCUGUAUUUAUGAGAACAUUGCCUAAAGGUUAUAAAUUAUGUAAACACAUUAGUAAGUUCUAAGUUCAUUCAGUACCCCAUUUAAUCUUGCUCCCAGUCUUGUAUAUGCCUACCCAUUUUCCAGCCUGUCUGCAGGAGACUAUGGAGCACAUGUUCUGAGAGGCAUAGAGGACUUGCCUCCAUCUUUCAGGGUUUCUCUGCCUUCGUUGCCUCCACAUCCCAUCUAGAGAUGAUGAAAACAUGUGCCACAGGCCCGACAGUCCUCCAUAGCCUGGAGUGAAACACUAAGCUCCAAGCUCAGGUCAUUUGCCUGGGCUUUGUAAUAAGUGUCUUUUAGCUUUAGCAGCGACCUUGCAUCAACUGUUGUAAGAGCUCUUUCCUUGUUAACAAUUUACCUUAUCUUCCUGGUUCCUUUAUUUUCCCCUGCCUCUGUUAGUGGUUAACACUUUUCCCUCAGGGAGCCUAAUGAGGUUUUUAAUAUAAUCUAAAAAUAAAGCACUGAAGUGAAGUUGGUGAGAAUUUGCUCCUGGUCUAAUUUGGCACCCUUCCAACCUGAGCAUUGUAAGGGAAGGAAAUUUACAAGAUUAAAUAGGAAAUGAAACAGCUUGAAUUUCAAACUAAAUUGUGUUUUCAUAGCUAUCCCUUAACUGAACAGUCGAAACUUUGAAAAAUAAUUAUUUCUUUAUGGCCCCCACUUGAAAUGGAUAAAUUUUAAUAGGGAAAUAAUCAAGUAAAGAGCAACUCCUUUUUCCUUCUUACAUAUCAGAAGCAUUUGAAAUUGUUUUACUUAUAUCGAAAUCAUAUAGACAAAAUGCAGUUAGUGGUAAUCUAACACUGUUUUGUGAAAAACACAUGUGGACUCUAGGUCUCCCUAGCAUCUUGCUUCCCACCCAGCAUUCAAUUAGCAAACUUCUAGAAAAAAACCUGUGAUUCUCAGGACUGGGCUCCUUGUACCUACCUGAUGUUGACUUGAUUUUAUACACAUCCUGACGAAUCGAGGGCAUGGCCACUGCCCUGGGCCUCAGCAUUCCUCCUGUUGAGCCUCUGUCUUCAUGACAAAAUAAGAACAAAAGUUGCUUGACUCAUUACAGAAGAGGCAAUGUAUGCCUGGCCCUUUUCUGUCUUAUUUCACCAAAAGGCAAAUCAGUGACCUUCAUGUUUUCCACCAAACCCACUAAUAAAUGCUGAUGAGCAUGUGGUAUGUUGGUGCACUGGAAAGGCAAGGUGUUCUGAGCCACAUCCCAAUGCCUCUGGUCUUACAUGGUGUCCUACUGCAUCUAGCCCAGCAGGGCCAUCUCUUCAGCCCUUGGAAGUUGGUUUCCCUGGCUGAUUCUCACACUCCCACCCAGAGGUGGGGAGAGACUGUUUGGCCAUAGCUACGGUCUUACUAAUAGAACAAAUAGCAUGGAGCUUGUGCUCAUGCAUUUCUGGGUCCUCUUCUCCCUCAUUUCUAUUGGUCUGCCCCAGAAAUUGACAGGGUGCUGUUUCUCUUGUGGUAUCUUUGUAAUGCUUAACAACAGAUUUCUGUCUCAGAUCCAGAAUCCACACUCAAUGAAGCGGGGUUGGGGGAUAGAAUGGACUGUCCCUUAUUUUCUUUGUUUCUAAAAUACAAAGAUGGAUGAUGAAGUCAGAAGCAGUGCUUUAUUUUAAACACAUUUUGGAUUAACCUGAGUAAAUACUUGUCUAAUACAAAUUUCAUAUUUUCUUUCUUAAUUCUUAAGAGAAAAGGCUAACCACCAAAGGAAUUAAGACAUAGUCCAUCAUGGUUCCCUUAUGACACAGGGCCAUUUUUUAAAUUUUUCAGGGCUGAACAAAAAAGAAAAAUUAAUUAGCUGCAAGUGUAUAUUGAUUCCUUUCAGAGAAAUUGAAACAAGCUCUUCGUAGGUGUCCAAUCCUAGAAACCAUUGGCCCCUAGAUCUCUCCUUUUACAUAAGUGUUUUCUGAUUCUUUGAUAACUAAUUAAUUAUCAUUGGUGAUUAAAAGAACAUAAAGUAAGUAUGAUUAAGUGUCCUUCAUCUUAGACUCUGCAAGAAGUGAUUGGGGAAAAGUACCUACUGCAAGCCCUGCUGGCUCCCAGCAAAACCUCCAUCACCUGCUUGACAGCCAGUCAGGACAAGUUCUGCGCAUAGCAGCUGAAAGACUUGUUCUUUUUAAAAUAGCGUGCAUCCUUGUUCUCCGCUUAUGAAGCUGUUUGAAGUGCCUGCCUCCUCUCAUUAUGCUCUGAUUGCCUGGACACCUACCCAGGACUGAAAGGAACAAGGCUUAAAUUAGAGGCUUGGUCUCCUUUAAGUAGACCAGUGACCUUAACGUUAGUAAUUCUCUUUGCUUUUAAAUCCGUGAAAUUUCAGAACUUCUCCUUAAGUCUUCUAUUUCUUGUUUCAAGGAGGAAAAUAGAUAUAGGAGGCCUUCUAAAAUGCUGGGAGCUAUGGUAAUGAACAUGUCAUAAGGUAACUACUGCAUGGCUUUCCUGGAACUGUCAAACCAGAAUUGGGGGUGGGGGGGUUGUUUUUCUUUUGUGGCAUGUGUUUAAAUAGGUUAGAGUCAGACUACACUGCACUAAUUGGCAUGUCAGCCUCCAGCCAAAAGGCGUUUGUUCAUUACUGUGUGCAUCUUUUAUGUUCUAAGAGAGAAUUGUAAAAGAGGUUAUAUAAAUUCCAUUUAGCAUUUCUUCACUCAUUCUUCCAGAACACAAGAAGAACACACACAUGGGCCCUCAGAGUAUAAACUACAGGCACCACAGUAUGUGAUUUCUAGAACAUAUGUCUCCAUACAAACUUACAUGAGUAAUGAGAGGAUCAUCUCCUUCCAGAGCAAAGUAACCAGAAAUCCCUUCUCUCUGAUCCAUCCUAGGAGCCUGCUUUAGAACAUUUGGGGGAAAUGACAGCCCAUGCUCUCAGGCUGGCUGUCUUUGCUAAUCUCUCUAGGCUGUAAAUGUCCGUCCGAUUUUAUGAUGAAUGUUAAGUGAAAUGGUAAGCGAGAUAGUGUAAGCCUUUGAAAAUCCUCAUUAUUUAAAUUUGUUUUAAAGGGAUGACUAGCAUAAUUUUUGUUUACUGUUUGACUUCAAGAUAUACUCUACCUCUUAGCAGUUAAUAUUUUAAAGGAAAAAAUGGAAUAACUCUGAAGAAACAAGCUGUGACAGCUUGGUUCAUCACAGAAAAAAAUUUCUUCUAAUGCUUCAAGGUGAUGUUUAGGAUAUCCUUUAGUAUUAUAUGAUUUUAAAAAAUCAUCCAUGCAACAAAUUACUUAGGAGAUAAACAGACAACUGUAUAGUUUUUUUUGUUUUGUUUUUUGUUUUUAAAAAAAGGGAGAUGCAGGUGGAAUUUAGCCUAGGACUUAAAGAAACGACCUCUGCAAAUUUCUUUUGACAGCAGAGUUGCUUGUCUUGACUUCCAGUAAUAGAAAACCAGGCAAUUUGAUUAUCUGAUUUGCAAGAAAUGUUAAUGGAAUUCCAGGGCAUUUGUCCUGUUUUAUGUGCAAAUGAAAGUCUAAAAAAAUAUUAGAAAGGUACUACAUUUUUCAGGACCCUCCAUUUUUUCCAUCAAAGGAAAUGACAAGUGAGAGACCUGUUGUGAUGAAGUUUCAUUAGACAUAAUGAGAAAAGUGAAUGAAUAUAACCAAGAAUUGUCAUAUUUCCUAGCUCAUCCUUCAGGAUUUUCUUAGCAUAUAGGAAAAUGAUUUACUUUCUAAAUCUAGAAGGACUUCCAGUAGCAUAGAUCAAGUUUAAUUUGAUGGUCUGUACCAUCAGAAAUAACUAAUAUCUGUGUUCUUUCCUUUCAGAGUAUAAUCAAUUACAGAUAUGCCAGGAUAUUUUUAGCUUCAAAACAAAAGGAUUCAGAACUUUAAUUUAAAAAAAAGAUGUCAAACCUUCCAAUUACUCCUUUUAUUAUGUUGAACAUUUUCGAUAGUAAGAUUAGAAUAUAUAAACAGUAGAUUGUGAGAUUAAAACCAUAAUGUCUAAAAUGUAAUAAAAAAAUUUUUAAUUUGUUAAUUUUUAGACCUGUAUGGUACCCAAUGCCUCAUCAAAACACUAAAAAUUCUGGGUAACUUUCCAUGAGCCCGAAUUUAAGUACCAAGUUCUGUCUGCCAAUUAAUGGGAAGUCCUAAGGCAGCAAUGAUGUUUUUAACAGCCUUCUUUAAUUGGUAGUUUUAAACUGUAGACCUUAAUGCCCUCCUUAAUCAUGCAACAGAAACAAAACACGCCAGUUUUACUAAUACCACUUCUUGAUUCAGAAACUUUCUAGUGUAUAGGGAAACCAAUUGUUUAAUGCAACACAUUGGAAGAAUCAUCUUUAAAAUAGCAUUUUGCACAUAGAGCCAGUAAUCUUUACUCAGAACUGAAAAUGUCAAGGAAGCCCCAAAACGGGUAAGGUUGUGUUGUAUAAAAGCUGGCCACCCCCUCCCCAGGACAGCACAACCAGAAGAGUGAGCUGCACCUGCACGUACUGGACCGUGUGAGCCCUUGCCCACAGUGGUGUUUGCUCUUGGGCCUACUCCUAACCUCAAUUGGCCAUUAUUAAUUUUCCAUUAAGUUUGUACCUAAAUAAUUCGUUUUACACCAUGAGAAGUUUUGAAAGCAGUGCUUGAAUUUGUUUGCUUCCACUUACCUUGUGCUUGAAGUUGUUGCACAAUUUCUGAAACUUUUUCUUAAUGUGGGUCAUGCACAUGACUUCAGAUGGACCAGUCAGCUCAGGGUGGGGAAAUUAUUGGCAGCUAGCUAGUCAGAGCGACUGAUUGUUGGCUCUAUUUUUAAACCAUUUGUUGUGCUGUGUGGUCAGAGCUUUAAUGCUCUCGUCCAGCUCAGUCUUUCCAUCAUUUCACUUUACAAGUCACUCACAUAAUAUCAAUCAUUCCUCUGACCUUAAAAUUUUAAGUCUUGCCUUCUCUGUGAUCGAAGCAGACUUCUUGCCUUAUUUCCCUUAUUCUUCUCACUUUUCUGUGGGCUCUCUCUCUUAGAGGCACACUGUGCCAGCCACCUUCUUGGCAUACUUAUCAUGCCUCCCCGUGCAGCCUUGCAGGGUUGCAGCAGCAGGGUUUACCCACUCCGUCCAGCUAGGAAGUAAGCUGCUUCUAGUCCUGGCAGAAAUUCAAAGGCCACUACAGGUGGAAAAACUCCAGGAGUUCCAGAAAAGGAAUGGGCAGCACUGUCUAACAGUGGGAACACACUGAUUGACAAAACGUCUUAUCCUUGUUGAUAAGAUAGUUGGCUUAAGUGUGAGAACUUCACUGAGUUUACAAUAGAGCAUUUGUUAAAAGUAUGUAAAAAUCCAAAUCAAAAGUCUACAAGAACAACUGCUAUGGAGAUGAGUCUAGACAUUUAAAAAAAAAAAAAAAAAAA
Messenger RNA from Castor canadensis (American beaver), 7041 nucleotides. RefSeq names its product RAB22A, member RAS oncogene family (gene Rab22a). The record is from RefSeq and is a predicted model, not a curated record. NCBI's taxonomy places the organism in Eukaryota, Metazoa, Chordata, Mammalia, Rodentia, Castoridae. Gene Ontology annotation, molecular function: GTPase activity; GTP binding.